CGCACACGCUCAGAGGAAGCAAAGACGAUAUUAUAAAGAAAACAUGGUUGCAACUUCUGAAUCCCUUCCGACCAGUCAGCUUGUAAAUGGAAAGAAGGUUUCAAAGCCUUUGAUGGAAAAGAAAAGACGUGCCAGAAUCAAUGACAGCCUAGAGCAACUUAAAUGUAUUCUUGAAAGUUAUUAUACAAGUAAUAUACGGAAACGGAAACUCGAAAAGGCAGAUAUUUUGGAAUUAACGGUGAAGCACCUGACAUAUCUUCAAAACAUCCAGCAAGGUUCUUCUGCAAAUGUGGACAAAGUACUCGAAUUCCAAACUUUUAGCAAAAGCUCCGUAAGCGGGAUGGGUCCUUUUCUAUUGACCAUGGAUGAUCCUAACGGAACGUUUCGUUUGAGGACGAUGGACGGCCGUUUCAGCACUUCGGACAGCAGCCCGCAGACAUCGAGGACUCACACUACCGCCAACUCCGUGGGACUACCGCAGAACCUGCCAGUCAAUGUGUUCUUCGCACCUGUCUGCAACCAGCAGGCAGCCAAACUUUCCAAAAAACAGGACAGACCGGUAAUACUCACGCAAGAAAAAAACUUUACUGACAAUUCAAAGGUUCCCUUAAGAGAGCAUCGUUUUAGUAAAGAAAUACAAAGCUGCAGAUAUUCCUUAACUGAGACAGCCAUUAUGGACACGUGUACGACAUCUGCCUGUGGAAUGAUUCAUAAAACGGGCCAUUACUGGCGUCCAUGGUGAAGCGUGUAUUUAUUAUGUUACAUUGAUCAUUUGAUCGAAUAUAACGUCAGACUGUAAAAACACAAAGAUGGAAUCAUGAGUCGCCUCCAAUUGCGUAUUAAAGGCAAACAUGUAAACACAAACGUAUAGCACCUAUAAUGAAUAAAUCGUUUUGUUUCUGUACUUCUGUUAGAAAAUCCAACAGAGUAAUAUUUGUGUAUGAUGGAAGAAUGAGUCAAUAUGGCUUCUGCUCAGCUGUAAUUUGUACUGUAUAUGAUGUAAUUUUUCUUUGUAAGAUUUUAUUGUACAUAAGACAUGCACUGAAAAACGUUGUAAAUAUU
Molecule: messenger RNA, 1062 nt
Organism: Erpetoichthys calabaricus (reedfish)
Lineage: Eukaryota; Metazoa; Chordata; Cladistia; Polypteriformes; Polypteridae
Gene: hes3
Product: hairy-related 3
Exons: 4
Coding region: 44-742 (232 amino acids)
Biological process (GO): anterior/posterior pattern specification; regulation of neurogenesis; regulation of transcription by RNA polymerase II
Cellular component (GO): nucleus
Molecular function (GO): RNA polymerase II cis-regulatory region sequence-specific DNA binding; DNA-binding transcription factor activity, RNA polymerase II-specific; protein dimerization activity
Source: RefSeq, a predicted model, not a curated record